Messenger RNA from Musca vetustissima, 765 nucleotides. RefSeq lists its product as uncharacterized. The coding region runs from base 1 to 765 and encodes 254 amino acids. NCBI's taxonomy places the organism in Eukaryota, Metazoa, Arthropoda, Insecta, Diptera, Muscidae. Gene Ontology annotation, cellular component: membrane. The transcript is spliced from 4 exons. The record is from RefSeq and is a predicted model, not a curated record. Gene Ontology annotation, molecular function: phosphatidylinositol bisphosphate binding.
AUGUCUCAAAUAAAACCCCUUCCUUCGACAUUACAAUGUGUUGCAAUUGAAGAACUUUUUGAAAUACCCUCUCGAAUACCAGACGAUUUACAGGCUUUGAAAUUAUGGAUUGAACAGCAGGCACACUUGACAGCUCGCACAGAUGAUCAAUUUCUAUUGCAAUUUCUGCGCGGCUGUAAAUAUAGCAUGGAAAGGGCCAAAGAGAAAAUCGAGCGGUUCUAUACAAUGAAGAUUAAAUUUCCCGAAACCUUAGGCGUUUAUGAUUUGAAUAAUGAGAGAUUUCGUCAAGUGGCACGUUUAGGCUGUGUUGCCCCCUUACCCAUACCCCUCAAUGGCGAUGGCUGCCGCUUGGUCAUGGGUCAUUUCAAUUAUAAUCCUGAGGAAUAUCGCGUUGAGGAGAUAUAUCAUGUUGGUUCGGCCAUGUAUGAAAUAUUUACCAUUGAUGAUCCCUAUGCCUGUAUUUGCGGGAUAAUUAACAUUGACGAUAUGUCCCGGUUAAGAAAGAGGAUUUUCAUUUGUUCCACCUUGGAGGAUUUGAAGCAACACAUACCUCUCAAAUAUUUACCAGAAUAUUAUGGUGGUGAAAAUGGUACCAUGGAACAACAUAUCAAGGCCCUGGAAGUCAAAUUCGAUGAGUAUAGAGAAUAUUUCCAGGAAAAUGUUAAUUAUGGUGUUAAUGAAUCAUUGCGACAAGAAGAAGAGUCAUCGGAUGUGGACAAAUUAUUUGGUCUUGGUGGUUCAUUUCGAAAACUUGAGGUAGAUUAA